This is a messenger RNA of Vicia villosa (hairy vetch), 1713 nucleotides long. RefSeq lists its product as uncharacterized. Gene Ontology annotation, molecular function: aspartic-type endopeptidase activity. Bases 1 to 1713 code for a protein of 570 amino acids. The transcript is spliced from 3 exons. The record is from RefSeq and is a predicted model, not a curated record. NCBI's taxonomy places the organism in Eukaryota, Viridiplantae, Streptophyta, Magnoliopsida, Fabales, Fabaceae. Gene Ontology annotation, biological process: proteolysis.
AUGACAUAUGCACAAGUAUUACCAUACCUCCUCGAUUUGAAGUUAAUCCAAUUGAGGACUCUAGCCACUCCUGCUAAAUUGCCUGCUAAUUGGGACGCCAAUGCAAGAUGUGAAUUCCACUCUGGGGCACCUGGACAUAGCAUUGAAAACUGUAAAGCGUUGAAGCAUCAGGUUCAAAAUCUUCUCGACUCUAAGGUCAUUGAGUUUACUCCGACUCAAGGACCUAAUGUUGUUAAGAAUCCUAUGCCUCCCCAUGGAGCUCAUGCUGCAAAUGCCAUCGAGUUUGUUGAAGACACUCGCUUGGUCAAGGAUGUGAUCGAAUUGGGCUCUCUGUUGCCAUUAUUGAAGAAGGAAUUAUUGAGGAUGGGUCUAUACUCUAGUUGUGGAAAAUUCUGUACUGAUUGCAUGGUCGUUUCCUCAGUUUGUGAUAAGGUGAAAAGUGGGGUUCAACAAUUGAUAGAUAGUGGGUAUCUACAGUUUGAGCGUGUGCGACGUCCUGAAAGGGUUGAAAACGAAGUUAAUGUGGCAUCCAUCCCGUAUACUCCUGCAAAGAUUCCAAUUCCUGCCAGAGCACCUCCUUUGGUCAUUACAUUGCCUGGUCCCGUCCCGUAUAACAGUGAAAAAGCAAUCCCAUGGAAUUAUGGGGGAGAAGUUUUCUACCAAGGGGCCAAAUAUGAGAUUAAGAUGCCAGUUGAGAAAGAAGAUAUGGAUAAUGUUGUUGGCAUUGGAAGAAUGACAAGGAGUGGUCGUAUUUUAAAUCCUCCCCAGAAUACUCGCGAUGAUAAUGCAGAAGCUCUAGCUCAAGCUAAAGGGAAAAGAGUGGUAGAAGAUGCAGUGGAUCAGGGGCAAAGCUCUAAUUCUGAAGAUACUGUGGCCAAAGAGAUGGAAGAGUUCUUAAAGAUCAUCAAGAAAAGUGAGUAUAAAGUGGUUGACCAACUGAGUCAAACUCAAUCAAAGAUUUCGAUUUUGCAGUUGCUCCUGUGUUCGGAGACACAUCGAAAUGCUUUAUUGAGACUUCUGAACUUGCCUUCGGAAGGCAGAAACCAUAAUAGAGCUUUGCAUAUAUCAGUGGAGUGUAAGGGGGCUAUGUUAUUACGUGUUCUCGUGGAUACUGGAUCUUCUUUGAAUGUAUUACCAAAGUCGUCUUUGAUGAGGCUAGAUUAUUCUGGCGUUGAGAUAAGGCCGAAUGAAUUAACGGUGAGAGCCUUUGAUGGCUCAAAGAGAUCAGUGUUUGGGGAGGUUGACUUGUCGAUAAUGAUAGGCCCUCAGCUCAUCACUAUUACUUUCUUCGUGAUGGAUAUCCACCCGUCCUACAGUUGUCUCCUAGGACGCCCAUGGAGCCAUGCUGCUGAGGCCGUGACUUCCACAUUACAUCAGAAACUCAAAUUCGCGACUCAAGGAAAGAUAGUCACAAUAUGUGGGGAAGAAGAACACGUGAAAGCUAAAGCCGUGGUUGAAUCUGGUCAUCCUGAAGGAUGGGGCCGAGUCUUAGAUUUACCAAUCAAGCAGGAUAAAUGUGGGAUUGGAUAUCAGUUGGUUCAGAGUUCAUCUAAUGGGGCCCCCAAGAAGCCCGGAACCUUCGUUCCGAUCAAGUUCUCUAGUGCUGGCAUUGUCAAGGAUCAUAUUUGUGCUGCUGAUGAGGAUAUGGAUAGCGAUUAUGACAUCGAGGAAUGGAUCAAGCCGUGUGUCCCAGGUCAGAAGCUUCUCAACUAG